Messenger RNA from Brassica rapa (field mustard), 1159 nucleotides. Its product is annotated as ADP-ribosylation factor 1. Lineage: Eukaryota; Viridiplantae; Streptophyta; Magnoliopsida; Brassicales; Brassicaceae. Gene Ontology annotation, molecular function: GTP binding; GTPase activity. The record is from RefSeq and is a predicted model, not a curated record.
UCGCAUCAAGCUCGGAAGGUAAACUCCAAACCUUUUCCGAUCGUUUCGCUUCUUAUGAUUUUCAGGCGACGGAGGUUCCGUUGAUGAUUUGAUUUCGAUGCUCUCGGAGUCUGUUGCUUCGUAUACACAUCGGAUCUCUUUGGCUUAGAUCCUCUGUUCUUCAGAGAUUGUGACAGCUUCCUGUUUUCAAAUCCGUGAUAGCUUCCUGAGCCUGUGUUAAGAUUCAUCUUGAAAUACGUAUUAUCGUGAUCGAUCGUAUUGUCUCACAUUUCAUUUGAUUCCGAAUUGUUACAUUUUACGUGAUUGGGAAUCUCAUUUGGAUUAGUAGCUGAAGGGGGAAAUGGGGCUUUCAUUUGGAAAGCUUUUCAGCAAGCUAUUUGCGAAGAAGGAGAUGCGUAUCCUUAUGGUUGGUCUUGAUGCUGCUGGUAAGACCACCAUUCUUUACAAGCUCAAGCUUGGUGAGAUCGUUACCACCAUCCCCACCAUUGGGUUUAAUGUGGAAACAGUUGAAUACAAAAACAUCAGCUUCACUGUGUGGGAUGUCGGGGGUCAAGACAAGAUCCGUCCCUUGUGGAGGCACUACUUCCAGAACACUCAAGGUCUGAUCUUCGUGGUCGAUAGCAAUGACAGAGAUCGUGUUGUUGAAGCAAGAGAUGAACUUCACAGGAUGUUAAACGAGGAUGAGCUUCGUGAUGCAGUACUUCUUGUGUUUGCUAACAAGCAGGAUCUUCCAAAUGCAAUGAAUGCUGCUGAGAUAACUGAUAAGCUUGGACUCCACUCUCUCCGGCAGCGUCAUUGGUACAUCCAGAGCACGUGCGCCACCACCGGUGAGGGACUGUACGAAGGUCUGGACUGGCUCUCCAACAACAUUGCUAACAAAGCUUGAGCUUUGUGAGACGAAAGCUUUGGCUUCUGGGAGAAGCAUUAUCUCUGCUUCUUGUUCAAAACCUUUUUCUCUCUUUUUUUUGUUUUGAGUUUUGGUGAUUAUGGAGUCGUAUAUGUUGCCAGUUAAAAAUGAUUUAUUUUGUGUCUUUAACGAUAGAUAUAACAGAACGUUGGUGAUGAAUUUAUUUAUCUUUUAUUACUUUUGGGACAAUGUUCACAUGUCCGUGUCAAAUUCUCAUUUUUUUAUGAACAUGAAGUAAUAAUAAACACCGUA